Striga hermonthica is the source of this 789-nucleotide messenger RNA. NCBI's taxonomy places the organism in Eukaryota, Viridiplantae, Streptophyta, Magnoliopsida, Lamiales, Orobanchaceae. The record is from the annotation of a GenBank genome assembly.
AUGUGUGCUCCUGGGAAGCUGCUCCUCCGCCUAGCCGCCGCCCUCUGCUUCCUUACGCUCUCCCAGGCCAGAAUCCCUGGCGUCUACUCCGGCGGCCCCUGGGAAACCGCCCACGCAACCUUCUACGGCGGCAGCGACGCCUCCGGCACUAUGGGCGGCGCGUGCGGGUACGGGAACCUCUACAGCCAGGGGUACGGCGUGAACACGGCGGCGCUUAGCACGGCUCUGUUCAACAACGGGCUGAGCUGCGGCGCCUGCUUCGAGCUCAAGUGCGACGCGGCGCAGGGCGGCAAGUGGUGCAACGCCGGCAGCCCGUCCAUACUCAUCACCGCCACAAACUUCUGCCCGCCCAACUUCGCGCUGCCCAACAACAAUGGCGGGUGGUGCAACCCGCCCCGGCCGCACUUCGACCUCGCCAUGCCCAUGUUCCUCAAGAUCGCAGAGUACCGCGCCGGCAUCGUCCCCGUUAACUUCCGCCGGGUGCCUUGCCGGAAAAAGGGGGGAAUCAGGUUCACGCUCAACGGCUUCCGCUACUUCAACCUGCUCCUGGUCACCAACGUCGCCGGCGCCGGCGACAUCGUGCGCGUGAGCAUAAAGGGCUCCAAAACCGGCUGGCUGCCGAUGAGCCGCAACUGGGGCCAAAACUGGCAGACCAACGGCGUCCUGGUGGGCCAGGCCCUGUCCUUCCGGGUCACAGCCAGCGACCGCCGUACGUCGACCUCGUGGAACGCGGCGCCGGCAAACUGGCAAUUCGGUCAGACCUUCACCGGCAAGAAUUUCCGGGUCUAG